Molecule: messenger RNA, 1080 nt
Organism: Cucurbitaria berberidis CBS 394.84
Lineage: Eukaryota; Fungi; Ascomycota; Dothideomycetes; Pleosporales; Cucurbitariaceae
Exons: 1
Molecular function (GO): protein binding
Source: RefSeq, a predicted model, not a curated record
CCGAAACGAUCCGCGCUCUACUGCACCACCUCUCCAUCGUCGAACGCCCCUCGCCCGUAGCAAUGCAACGUUUCCUUUCCAUCCUAGACGACAUGAAGACGGCGCAUAUACAUAUCAUCCGCUCAGAGUGGACAUCGGCCAUCCACUUCGCCGGCCGCGCCAUGGGCAAUGUUUCCGCAGACAACCUUCAAUCCGCCCUGUAUAUCUGGCGAGAUAUGGAGCAUCGAGCUGGCAUCAAAGGCGGCUUCGUGACGUUGAACGUGCUCUUUAACGUGGCGGUCCAAGCAGGGAAGUACACCUUGGCAGAAACACUUAUGAAGGAGAUGCAAGCGCGCAAGCUGGAGCUGCAUCGCUACUUCCGUGUCUCGCUUAUCUACUACUACGGCGUUCUACAGAAUGGGGAUGCGGUCAGGAAAACAUACCAGGAGCUUGUCACAGCUGGCGAAAUCGUCGACACGGUUGUCAUGAAUGCCGUCAUCGCCUCCCUAAUCCGCGCUGGUGAGCCUGAGGCCGCAGAACAUGUCUUUGAGCGCAUGAAGCGCCUGAACGCUGAAAGGGCAGCUCCCGCGCCUGGUCACAGAUUCUUUAUGCGUCAUUGGCGGGAUAGAAGACUCUUAGCUCAACACCUGACGUAUGAAGCUCGCCGACUUAACAAAUUGGGAGACGAAGAGGAACUCAAAAAACUCCAAGACUUUGCUCCUAUUGCACCAGACUCGAGAACGUAUGCAUUGCUCAUCCGGCAUCAGGCGACUACGGCAGGAAACAUCGAUCGCGUAGACGAGCUACUCCGAGAAAUGCGCUACAACUCCAUUCCCCUCGAAGGUACAAUAUUUAUCGUCAUCUUCCACGGUUUCAACUCGUUCGGUGGCGUACGGUACACCUCUUGGACUCCCGACAAGCUUGAGAAGAUAUGGACGCAAUACCUGAAAGCCCUCAAUAACAAACUGGAACGCACAUGGCUCUCUAGUUUGUCUAUUAUCGCGGCACUCAAAGCAUUCAGCAGAUGUACAGAUGCGGAGCGCACACUAAAAGCUUGGCAAGAGAUCAGGAAGCUGUGGCAACCAAAUGAGGAGGAAUUAG